Messenger RNA from Eurytemora carolleeae, 2475 nucleotides. Its product is annotated as alpha,alpha-trehalose-phosphate synthase [UDP-forming]. Gene Ontology annotation, molecular function: catalytic activity. Gene Ontology annotation, cellular component: cytosol; alpha,alpha-trehalose-phosphate synthase complex (UDP-forming). Lineage: Eukaryota; Metazoa; Arthropoda; Copepoda; Calanoida; Temoridae. Gene Ontology annotation, biological process: trehalose biosynthetic process. The transcript is spliced from 30 exons. Bases 34 to 2370 code for a protein of 778 amino acids. The record is from RefSeq and is a predicted model, not a curated record.
AAAAGAAAUCGAUUGACAAAAUAUUUGACAAUCAUGUCAAAGGCAGCGUCAAGCUCAGAGUUGAUUGUGACGUCAUUUCGUCUGCCAUUCGUCACCACCAGGAGAGAUAAUGGGACGAUUGGACGAACUGAGUCUAGGGACGAAUGGGCCAGGUCCCUGGCUCAUGUUGUGACCGAAAGUCAAGGUCAAUGGGUCGGCUGGGCUGGUUCAGUGUUGCAGAGGGGUCAACCUAUCCCUGGUCCUGAUCCUGAGGACACAUCUCCUACUGCAGCUCUCACUAGCCAGCAGGUACAACCAGUUUACCUGGGCCAAGUAGACAAAGAACAAGCAUAUGGAGGUUGCUGUAAAUCCUCCCUAUGGCCUCUACUUCACUCUAUGGCAGAUCGAGCAACAUUUGAUGAAGACGAUUGGUCGACCUAUAGAAAGGUAAACAACACGUUUGCAGAAGCCACCCUCACAGCUCUCAGAGAAUCUCUGAAAAAGGAUGCUGAUAGUACACCCUUGAUCUGGAUCCAUGAUUAUCAUCUUAUGGAGGUUCCUGAUAUUGUUCGGAGAAAGGCUAAGGAGGAGAAUCUCAGAUGUAAAAUAGGUUUCUUCAUGCAUGUUCCUUUUCCCCCUUGGGACAUGAUAAAAAUACACCCCUGGAAGGAUAUUUUUCUACAAGGUAUUCUUGGCAGUGAUUUGGUCUCAUUCCAGUGUGAAGAUUAUCUUUUAAACUUUAUUGAUUGUUGUGAACGAGGGCUAGGGACAAGAGUAGAUCGAGGUUUACGUAUUGUUGAACAUGAUGCGGGGGGCAGGAAUGUAAAGAUACGAUCUAUGCCGCUGGGAGUUCCGUUCGCAAGAUUUGAAACAAUGGCGGCAUCUGCGCCAAAGUCGUCUUUGAUUCGAGACGAUGUUGCGACAAUUCUUGGAAUUGACAGCGUGGACUUCACUAAAGGGUUAAAUCACAAGUUAAAAGCUUUUGAGAAACUUCUUGAGAAAUAUCAUAUUCACAGAGGAGCCGUGUCAUUGGUUCAGAUUUGUUUACCAACAAGAACAGAAGAAGGACAGCAACUAAGGGAAACUUUAGAGACGAUGGUUCAUAAUAUUAACAGUAAAUAUGGAACUAGUACAUGGACUCCUGUACACCUAGUGAGCCGUCCUCUCUCCGAUCUGGAUCUGGCCGGACUUUACAGAGAUGCUGAUAUAGCACUGAUUACACCACUUCGAGACGGGAUGAACUUAUCAGCAAAGGAGUUUGUCUCCUGCAGGAUACAGGGGGAUAAACCAGGAGUUCUUAUUCUCUCUCCUUUCGUAGGAGCUGCAGAUCUAAUGCAGGAGGCUCUUAUAGUGAACCCCUACGAGGUCAACAAGGUGGCGGAUUAUCUCCACAACAGCCUCACCAUGUCAGAGGCCGAGGCCGAGGUCAGGAUGAUCAGCCUUAGAGGGAGAGAGAAGAUUCAUGAUUUAAACUUCUGGAUGAGAAGUUUUCUAAGAGAGAUGGAUAACCUAGUGGAUACAGAUGGAGAACUUUCCGCUUGUCUUGACACGAUUAAAUUUGAAGAUUUUGACGAAAUGUUGAACAAAUACCUCGGAGUACCAGGUUGGGAGAAGCUAUGUUUGCUCCUGGAUUAUGAUGGAACACUGGCUCCCCAUGGUUCCCAUCCAGAUCUAACUAUUCUACCAAAACAGACCAAGGAGGUGCUUGAACGUUUAUCAGAAAUGCCUGAGGUGUUUGUUUCAAUUAUAACAGGGCGUAGUAUACCUGAUAUAAAAACAAAGGUCUCCAUCAAGAAUAUAACUUAUGCUGGAAAUCAUGGAAUAGAUAUCGUUCAUCCCGAUGGGUCAAAGUUUAUGAUCCCAAUGCCUGCUGAAGUUGAGGAGAAAGCAAGAUGGCUGCUGCAACAUCUUCAGCAAGAGUGCUGUGUUUCUGGUGCUUGGGUCGAAAAUAAAGGAGUAGUUCUUGCAUUUCAUCAUGAAGCCUGGAAAGAACGAGAUUCCAUCGAUCCUGAGUUAAAGGAGAGAACCUUAAGCCGAGCUCGUCAGCUGAUGACGGAUGCAGGGUUCAGAAUUGGUAUGAGUGAUGGAGGUCUAGUUACAGAGGCAAAACCCCCAGUACAGUGGAAUAAGGGGAAUGCAGCCAUCUACAUACUCCGCAGUGCAUUUGGUGUAAACUGGUCUGACCGACUCCGAAUCAUCUAUGCUGGAGACGACCUAACAGAUGAAGAUGCAAUGCAGGCUCUCAAGGGUAUGGCGUAUUCCUUUCGUGUGGUAAAUUCUGGUUUAGUUCAAACUGUAGCCGACCAUAGACUACCUAAUACACAGGGAAUAGAGACUAUGCUGAAGUGGGUUGAGAACUAUGUUCUGCAGAACAGAAAGAAAGCAAAAUAAAAUAAUUGGAAAAACAGGGAGAUACAGAACGCACCUCUGACCCUUCAGUAAAAGUAAAUUCAACCUAAAGUCUGACCGCGUCAACCUUGUUGCACCGGCUAGUCC